CUCCCUGAGAGGCGCAGCGUUUCCUUCAUCCAGAGUUUGCCGACAAACUUAAAACCAUUUUUCGCUCUGGUCUGAGGUCUCUUUAUGUAGCAUAAAUGCCGAAACUUCCGCCCAAAGCUCCGGGUUUCGUCGCCGUCUUCGUCUACGUUCAUUGCUAGGCGAUGGACGGGCAGCAGAUCCAGGUGAGCGACGAAGAGCCCAAAGUCCUGCGAGAAGAGACCCGGAGAAGGAGAAGAAAGAAAGCCAUCACCUCGUCCUCCUGCACCUCCAUGGAUCAGAUCACUGUUGAGUUCGUCCUGCCCACUGCGACGCGUGGUGGGAACAGCCCCGACACUCUGCUGCUGGAGGUCGCUGGAAACUGGACGGUGGAACAGGUGAAAGCUCAGGUGUGGCUAAAGGCGGUGACUCUGAACCUCUGUCCUGACUUCUACCAGCGGUAUUCUCCUGAUCACUGCAUCCUGCUCUAUCAGAAGAAAGGCAACAUAUGCGAGAUCUACGACAAGCACCAAGUCUUCCAGACGCUGGACUGCAUCCGUUACUGGAGAGCCCUGAAGAAAGACGUGGGGCGGAUCCAGUUGGCUCCCCGUCCGCAGCCCUCAGAUGAGUCCCUGCAGUACCAGCGCUACUUAAACUACCUGAUCGGCUACGACGUGACAGAUGUCAGCAAUGUGCACGACGACGAGCUGGAGUUUACCCGCAGGAAGCUGCUGACACCAAGACGCAUCGAGCUGUCUGACCGCGAUGCAAAACUCUACUCCAUGGACCCCUGGGUGACCCGCAAGCCGCUGCCUGACCAUCUCCUCAGCAAGGUCAGUAACGGUCACAUCCUGGUGGUGAUCCACAUCAGCACAGCCAGCCAGACCAUCAAGGUCUCCAUCGAUGACACGCCAGCACAGGUGUUGGUGAGCUUUUUUGCCAAGACGGCAAACAAGAGAGUUUUGCUGGGGAUUCCUGACAACAUGUGUGAGGCAGACUUUGUGCUACGUGUGUGUGGGAGGGAGGAGUACCUGUACGGAGAUAAACCGCUGCAGAACUUCAACUGGAUCCGUCAGUGUCUGAAGAACGGGGAGGAAAUCCACCUGGUUCUGGAGAGGCCACCUGAUACAGAGCUGGAUCUGGUUCAGAAGGAGGACUGGGCACAAGUGGAUGACUGCACUGGAGUCGCAGGUACCCAUGAGCAGCUGACCAUCGAUGAGAAGGACCACGAGCGAGUGUUCACCAUCUCUAUGUGGGACUGUAACAGGAAGUUCAGAGUGAAGGUGCUGGGUAUUGACAUCCCAUCCCUCCCCAAAAUCCCGGAGUUUAUUGUCUUCAUUGAAGCCAGCAUUUUCCAUGGCCAGCAGCUUUUAGCCCAGGAGAGGACGUCCUCUAAAACCUUCAAUGAAGAAGUGCUGUGGAACUGCUGGUUGGAGUUUAACAUUAAGAUCAAGGAUCUGCCUAAAGGAGCACGACUCAACCUCCAGGUGAGCUGCGGGAAGCAGCCCUUGACACCAAACUCCAAGGGAGCCUCAGCCUACCAGGAUAGUACAGCAGGGACAGGCAGCCAUGAUGGUAAAACCAAGAGCCGACUUCUGUACUACGUCAACUUGCUGCUGAUCGACCACCGCUCUCUGCUGCGCCAGGGUGAGUUCAUCCUCCACAUGUGGAAAAUGCCAGAGAAGAGCGAAGAGAGCAGCAGCAGCAUAAACGCAGACAAGCUCACCUCAGCCACCAACCCAGACAAGGCCUCUGCCAUGGCCAUCGCCAUCCUACUAGACAAGUACUGCUACCCUGUGGUGCUGCCCAAGAGUCGAGAUGUGGGCCGGGACGUCGGGGCCGGAAGUGAGGAGGCAGAGGGAGGAGAAAGAGGUCAGAGAGAGAUGCCGAAUCACCUGAAGAAACAGUUUGAAGCUAUCGUGGCCACCGACCCCCUGCAUCCUCUCAGUCCUGAGGACAAAGAGCUGCUGUGGCACUUCAGACAUGAGUGUAUGCGUGACCCCAGGGCUUACCCAAAGCUUCUGGGUUCAGUCAGGUGGGGGAAACAGGAAGAUGUUUUGGCAAUACACCGUCUACUGGAGCGCAGCAGCGCGUGGGACAGCAGUGGUCUGGAUGUUGGUCUGGCCAUGCAGCUGCUCGACUGUCACUACUCAGACGCUCAGGUUCGCUCUAUGGCUGUCAGGAAGCUGGAGACUUUGGGAGAUGAUGAUGUGCUCAGAUACCUUCUGCAGCUCGUACAAGCAGUCAAGUUUGAGCCCUACCAUGACAGUGCCCUGGUCAGGUUCCUGUUGAAGAGAGCACUGAGGAGUAAGCGCAUCGGCCAUUUUCUCUUCUGGUUCCUACGGAGUGAGAUCGCCCAGUCAAUGCAUUACCAGCAGAGAUAUGCUGUCCUGCUGGAGGCCUACCUCAGAGGCUGUGGUGAAGACAUGCUGCAGGACUUUAGGAAACAGGUGGAGAUGACGGAGGCUCUGCAGAAAGUGACCCGUGAGAUGAAGGCCAUGUCCGCCGAGAAGUACGAUAUUACUGCACAAGUGGUGUUUCAGUUGCGUCAGAAGCUGGAGGCACUGCAGUCAUCUGGUCUGCCGGAGAGUUUCAGAGUCCCUUACGAUCCUGGACUAAGAGCUGGAGCCCUGAUGAUCGAGCAGUGUAAAGUGAUGGCAUCUAAGAAGAAGCCCCUGUGGCUGCAGUUUAAAAGGGCCGACCCCAGCACUCUCUCCAAAGACCCCAUCGGCAUCAUCUUCAAAGACGGCGAUGACCUCAGACAGGAUAUGCUCAUCCUGCAGAUUCUGCUGAUCAUGGAGUCGAUCUGGGAGACUGAAUCACUGGAUCUCUGUCUGUUACCGUACGGCUGCAUCUCCACUGGAAACAGAAUAGGUAUGAUAGAGAUUGUGAAGGAUGCCACCACCAUAGCUAACAUCCAGCAGAGUGUUGUGGGAAGCACUGGAGCUUUUAAAGAUGAAAUCCUUUAUCAGUGGCUGCGGGACAAGUGUGUCAGUGAGGACAAGUUCCAGCAGGCUGUGGAGAGGUUCCUGUACUCCUGUGGUGGCUACUGUGUGGCUACCUACGUCCUGGGUAUUGGGGAUCGCCACAAUGACAACAUCAUGAUCACUGAAUCUGGGAAUCUCUUCCACAUCGACUUUGGUCACAUCCUGGGGAAUUACAAGAGUUUCAUGGGAAUCAGUAAGGAGUGGGUCCCCUUUGUGCUCACACCUGACUUCCUAUACGUCAUGGGAACAUCAGGAAAGAAAAGUAGCCCCAACUUCCAGAAAUUCCAGGACGUGUGUGUGAAGGCUUACCUCGCCCUUCGACACCACACCAACCUGCUCAUCAUCCUCUUUUCCAUGAUGCUGAUGACCGGAAUGCCCCAACUGACUAGUAAGGAGGAUAUUGAGUACAUCCGCGAGGCGCUGACUGUCGGCCGCAGCGAGGACGAGGCGCAGCGUCACCUACUGGACCAGAUAGAGAUCUGCAGGGAAAAAGGCUGGAUGGUUCAGAUCAACUGGUUUGUUCAUCUGGUGCUGGGGAUCAAGCAGGGGGUGGAGAAACGGUCUACUUAAGACUCUGUAUCACUGAGGAAAGAUUAAGAUUUGAGGGUUUUCCUCUUAGGAUUUUUACUUAAGGCAUUUCUGUUUUUUAUUUGAUGUAAAUAAGAGUCUUAAAGGAAGGCUCCAACAGAAGACUGAAAAGUCUAGAAAGCUAUAAAAAUGAUCACACAUUUUUGUUUAUAAAGAUUUUUAAUUUUAGACCACAGGUCAUCUCAAAUAUGAAGACAUUUUAAUGAAGAAGAUUAAUAAGGUCAGAAUUAUAACUAAGAGAUGGCAUGUGACCAUCCUGUCAAUACCAGUCAUUUCAACUGUGGUAAAAGGCUGAAAAAGUCUGCAAGAGAGAUUAUGACACUGCAUGUCUGCAGACUUGGCACCAAGAUGCAUAAAUGCUGAAUUAAAUGUAAUUAUAUUCUAUGGUCAGGAGACGUAGAGCAGAAAAUAAUUUCCACAGGAGCGACUGUUGUCAUUGCACUGCUUCAACCAAGUCAAACAUUUACACCAAAAUCAGUAGCAUUUAUAGGAGGUUUUUUUCUCUUUUGCCUAACUAAUUGUUAUGGCAAUCAUUGCAUAAGUCUUUCCCUUUUCACAGACAUUUUAAGGUGUUUCUUUGAUUAAAAACAGUUUGCUAUCUGCUUAACCACCCCAAACAGUUGAUGAUAAUGAUUUUGGUUAAAUAAGGAACCCUUUCAAAAUAAAAAACAGAGAGGAAACCCUUUUUUACAUGAGCAAGGAAAUGGAUCUCUACACCCUCUAUUUGUAUCCUUUGACAAACCACUUCCUGUUCCUAAUUGUCUCAUUCAAAGCCAUGUCCUGCUGAGGACACACAUUUCCUUCACAUUGUCUUAUUUUUAAACCUUAGUACAUGUUACACUGUUUAUUGGAUUAUCGUCCAAAGCUGUUAGAUUUAAUAUUAAAGAGAGAGUCUGUUAAAAAAUGUUCAUUAUUCAAAACAUUUUGUUAUACUGGAUAUAGAUAGCUUCAUCAAUAACUAUUUAAUGAGUCUGAGAUUGAUAAUAAUAUAAUACUGACGAAGCGUGAGAGUUUUAUUAUUUAUAUCAUUAACAAUCUUUUUAUUUGCACUGAUUGUUAAGGAAUACUGCACUAAGAUGUCCAGGUGCUCCUGAAAUUUAAAUUCCAAAACAUAUAUUAAAGGUCAAAUUUAAUGAAGUUAAUAUAUAACUACUGUAAAAGACUGUUAAAGGCUGUACGUUCUGGCUUGCUGGUGAUAUUCAGCACAUGCUGGUCAGUGCUGGAGUCACUUAUUGAAUAGUGGAACAUGUAAAUUAUUUCUUUGUCUACUGCCAAAUGAUUUGGAACAUUUCAAUUACAUCAUAAAUUUUAAAACCUGUAUGUGAGGUCAUAGUUUCAAGCAAAGUAAAAUCCCAUACAAGCCAAAUUUGAUAGAAUGCAACAAGUUCAUAAUGAACACAUCUCUCAAUAAGGUUUUGUUGAAAUGAAUCCUGACAAACGUAUGAGAUGGCAGCUGGAGACUGAAGCAGGUUAAAGCUGGGAUAGGCAGUUUUAUUUUGGCUUCAUAGGGCAGAAAUCCCACAAUAGCCUUUAAACAUGUUGUAAUUCAAGUUGACUGAGGGAAAACGGCUGCACCUCCUCUUGGCUCUGUUUUCAGGCUUUAGAAAAUCUAGCCCAUAAUGGGAGACCGUGGCCAAUGGCAGGUCAUUUCAGAGAGAGAGCAUUCCUAUUGGCUGUUCUACAAAUGUAGAUUUGUUUACACUUCCCUUCAGAUGGUGAAAGCCUGAUUCAGUGACAGAGAGCCAACAGCUGCCAACUUUGCAAAGCAACCCCCUAAAAAGGAAGAUGGACUUAUUAAAAGAGAGUCUAAAAGAGAGUCUGACAAUAAACGCAUAAAAAAUAUGUCAAUAUUGGCAAAGCGUUUCAGAGAGAGAGGAUAUGUUGCUAAUAGUUUAGCCUUCUGCUAACCAAAGCUAAAGGCUCAUGGCUGCAGCUUUAAGUUCACGUUUAUGUAGCUUAGGUUAGCUAGAGCCUCAAAUCACAGUCUGUCCACCGGCUCACUCUCCGCCGCUACAGACCAUCUCGUCGGAGGGAGAGCAGGCAGCAGCACCAAUGAUGGACCUAUAUUCAGUGAUGCAAGCAACUUUACUAGCCAGUGCAAACCUCAGCUCUAGGGGAUCAGACAAUCCUGACUCCCCAUUGGAUCAGCUAACAGGUUAGACCUGGUGUUGCCGUUGGCCGCCAGCUCACUGUGACACUCUGAGCUGGAGGGUUGCACUGGCAGAAUUCAAGCCGCUACUGCCAUAGACCAAAGGUCCAUCUCUCGAGCCACUGCCUUCUCUCCUUCCGGAGAAGCAGUCCAUAGCAGCAAGGAGUGAGGAAGAGGGACUGUGAUGUGGCAAGCUAGAUAUAAUGAAACAAGAUUAAAAAAUAAACCCGUGUAUGGAAAACACUGGGUUAUUGUAUGAAGUGCGUACCCAUGCCCUUGGUCAUCUUGUAGGAGGGGCUUAGGAAAGGGAGGAAAGAGCUGCAUGGGGAGGGUGCAUUUUCAAAUUCUGCCAGUAUUUGUUGCCUUUACUUUAUCAGAUUUCUGCCAACCGCACCUUUGGGAGACAACAUAAAACAAAAACCACAGUUAAAUUCUGGAGUGUAUUGAUCAUCACAGAUUGUAGAUAUAUAGGAAAUGGAUCAGAUAUUCUGUCACACUUUAUGAGCAUAAGUUAUUUCCCAGUUGGAAAUGAAAGCUACAGUAAGCAUCAGAAGUUUGAAAAUCAGUAUUUUUUUAAACUUUUUUUUUUGUCAGAAAAACAUUUUGUAAUAAAAUCUUUUGUGACUGCAAGUGCUUUCAAAAAUUGUUGGUUCUAUAAAUAAAAUUUCUACAUUAUUGUAUCAGACAA
Molecule: messenger RNA, 6388 nt
Organism: Epinephelus lanceolatus (giant grouper)
Lineage: Eukaryota; Metazoa; Chordata; Actinopteri; Perciformes; Serranidae
Gene: pik3cg
Product: phosphatidylinositol-4,5-bisphosphate 3-kinase, catalytic subunit gamma
Biological process (GO): phosphatidylinositol-3-phosphate biosynthetic process; phosphatidylinositol 3-kinase/protein kinase B signal transduction; cell migration
Cellular component (GO): plasma membrane; phosphatidylinositol 3-kinase complex, class IA; phosphatidylinositol 3-kinase complex, class IB
Molecular function (GO): 1-phosphatidylinositol-3-kinase activity; 1-phosphatidylinositol-4-phosphate 3-kinase activity
Source: RefSeq, a predicted model, not a curated record